AUGGGUUCAAAGCGUAAUUUUACGGAGGUUGGUGUGUCUUCAUACCAAGAAGAACCAUCUGUGGCCGUUGGAAGCUUCUUCAAAGGUUUCCAAGCACCAAACGAUACUUUAUUCGAACUUUACAAGAACAAAAAGGAUAGCGACAAAUUCGUUUUACAUGGAGAGAAUGAAAGAUUAGAAUAUGAGGGCAAGGUUGAUGAGGAUUUUGCAGCUUCUUCUCAAUAUGUCGUAGGUGUUUAUGAUGCCUCGACAAAAUCCGUGGAGUUAUACAAAGCGCCAAUGUUCUCUACAAAGGUUAUUUCCAAGUCCACUAAGAACUUAAUGGGACCUGCAAUCAAGCAAUCAGACGUACGUGCAUCGAUUAUGAGAAAUGCCUUGGGUGAAGCAUUUGGUACCAAGAAAGCGAAGAAAGCAAUUGCUGAUAUGGAAAGAAAUCGUAUCGAUUCGGAUAAACUUGUAGAUUCUGCUAUCGACAUUGUGGACUCUGUCAAGGCAGCUUCAAAGGACCUCCCAACACAAGAACAAUUAAAAGAAACUGUUUCUUCAGACAGACCUACUCCUGUUGCAAACUUGGACGCAACAGAUGUCGAACAAAUUUAUCCAUUAUACAACAUAAUACCCAAAAACGAAUGGGCAUUCAUUCGUGUUGGUCCAAUCAUGAAGGAAAAAGAUGCGGAAAAGAGGUUAGAAUACUUCCCACAUACAAAAUUCCAAUAUAUAGUCAAAAAGUUACCAACCUUGACUCAAGCCUCUCAAAUGCAGAAAUUACAGCUAUUGUACUACCUAUCUCUUUUGGUUGGUGUUUACGAUAACAGAAGAGUUAACAACAAAACGAAAUUGUUGGAAAGAAUUAAUAACCCUCCUGACGUUUUGCUAGAUGGUAUUUUGCAAAGGUUUACAAUUUCUAAGCCAGGUCAAUACGGUAAAUCUAAGGACAGAUCGUUCUUCAUUGACCCACAAAGAGAGGACAAGAUUCUAUGUUACAUUUUAACUAUAAUCAUGCAUUUGGACAACUUCAUCGUAGAAGUUCCGCCCUUAGCACAACAACUAAAUCUAAAGCCUUCAAGACUAGUAAAUCUUUUCAAGAUACUAGGUGCUACAGUGAAAGGUGCUACAGUAUCUCAAGCAGAGGCUUUCGGCAUUCCAAAAUCCUCUGCUGCUACAUACAAGAUCGCAACUUUAAGGGUUCCGUUCAAGCUUCCUGAAAUGACUAGAAGAGGUAGAGGACCAAGAAGGUAA
This is a messenger RNA of Kluyveromyces marxianus DMKU3-1042, 1239 nucleotides long. It is a transcript of the gene RPA49, whose product is annotated as DNA-directed RNA polymerase I subunit RPA49. Bases 1 to 1239 code for a protein of 412 amino acids. Gene Ontology annotation, cellular component: RNA polymerase I complex. Gene Ontology annotation, biological process: transcription elongation by RNA polymerase I; RNA polymerase I preinitiation complex assembly; nucleolar large rRNA transcription by RNA polymerase I. Gene Ontology annotation, molecular function: DNA binding. NCBI's taxonomy places the organism in Eukaryota, Fungi, Ascomycota, Saccharomycetes, Saccharomycetales, Saccharomycetaceae. The transcript has a single exon. The record is from RefSeq and is a predicted model, not a curated record.